AUGACGCCGCCGAGCCAGCUGGGGGCCGGGUGUGCCAGCCUCGUGGCCAUAGGCGCCCUGACGGCCCUCACCGUCGCCUUCACGGCCUACAAUGUGCGCCUGGGCUCCCGGAAGGUGUUCUUCGGGCCAGACACGGAGUACCACGGCGAGGUCGGCGAGCGAGACAUGGACAAGUGCACCAACUGGCUGAUCUGA
Molecule: messenger RNA, 195 nt
Organism: Prorocentrum cordatum
Lineage: Eukaryota; Dinophyceae; Prorocentrales; Prorocentraceae
Source: the annotation of a GenBank genome assembly